This is a messenger RNA of Besnoitia besnoiti, 3525 nucleotides long. RefSeq names its product folate/biopterin transporter subfamily protein. NCBI's taxonomy places the organism in Eukaryota, Apicomplexa, Conoidasida, Eucoccidiorida, Sarcocystidae. Gene Ontology annotation, cellular component: membrane. Bases 1 to 3525 code for a protein of 1174 amino acids. The transcript has a single exon. The record is from RefSeq and is a predicted model, not a curated record.
AUGGCGACGUGGCGCAGUCACCGCGCGUCGGAGGAGCGUCGGCCCUCGUCGCUGCCGUUUCCGCGUUCGUCUUACCUGUCUGCGCCGGGGCUCGAGGGUCCGCUGUCGCCCUCGCCCUCCUCCUGCUCCACGGCGGCGGCGGCGCCAAGUCCACGGAGCGAACGCGGGCAGAAGAGUUUUGCCUCGGGGGCCUGCGCGCCUGCGUCGGCGCCGCCGGCGCCUCCUCCCCUGCUCGCGGCGGCUUCGCCUGCGCACGACGAGUCUGCGCGUGUGCCUGGCUGGUGCCGGCGGCUGUCGCGGCUGUCGCCGGCGCGCCUGUGGGACUUUGUGAAGGGCGUGAAGCAGGAAACGGGUCUGCAUUUCACGCUGCUGAUGCUGAGCACCUACGUGGGGCUGAAGGGGUUUCUGUACAUCAUGGCGACCGACUCGCUCCUCCCGUACAUGAAGGCGCUGGGCUACGACGGCCUCGUGUACCAGCGCACCCUCACGCUCGCCUAUGUGCCGUGGGGCAUGAAGGGUUUGAUCGGCUCGCUGUCGGACGCGCUGCCGAUCGCGGGCUACCACAAGCGCGCGUACAUGCUGCUGGCGAGUCUGGCGGGCGUCUCGAGUUUGGUCUGUCUGCUGUUUUUGUCUGACUGGACGGCGCACCACGCGGCGUGGGUCGUCGGCGUUCUGUUCUUCGGCGUCCACCUCCAGAUCGCGACGGUCGACUUGAUGUGCGAGGGCAUGUACAGUCAGGUCAUGGCGGCGCGCCCGCACGUCGGCGGAAACCUCGUCACGUUUGUGAACGCCUGCACGACCGUGGGGGCGUUUCUGGGGCGUCUGGUCGUAGGGCCGGUCAGCGACCGCUUCGGCGCGCAUCCGCUCUUCCUCCUGGCGCUGCCCGUGGCGCUCCAGUCGCUCCUCCCAGUCGGACUGAACUACCUGCACGAAGAGCGCGUGAGUCCCGGCUGCGCGCUGUUGACCGACAAGGUUCGAGAGCAGAAGAAAGUCUUCUUCGUGGCGGUCGCCGUCGCGGCGUGCGCGUCGGGGGUCGCGGCGAUCUCGCUGCUCGGCGACAAGAACAUGACCUACAUCCUGCCCUACUGCGGCUGCGCCUCGCUCGCGCUGAUUGUGCUGUGCGUCGUCUGUCUGCCGCCGCAGCUGGCCAAGUGCAACAUCUUCUUUUUCGCCGAUCGGAUUCUGCACAUCUCCAUCUCCGGCGCGCUCGACUUCUUCUACACCGCGGCGCCGGCGUGCGUGCCCGACGGGCCGCACUUCGACUACACGUACUACUCCACGUACACGGCGAUGGCGGGCACUCUCGCGACCUGGGUGGGGCUAGUCUUCUUCCAAGUCGCGCUGUCCUCCUGGAGCUACCGCAGCAUCUUUUGGCUCACCAGUGCCGUCCGCAUCCUCGCGUCGCUCUUCGACUACGUGCUCGCCACGCGCCUCAACCUGCGCCUGGGGAUCCCCGACAAACUCAUGUAUCUCCUGGGCGACGCCAUCAUCCUCAGCGUGAUUGGCGCCCUCUCCCACAUGGCUGGCGUCAUUCUGACCUCGCGGCUCUGUCCGCGCCACAUGGAAAGCACCGUCUACGCGAUCCUCGCGGGCAUCAGCAACUUUGGGCACAGCGUCUCCAUCUUGCUCGGCAUCCGCGCCAUCAAAGCCGCCAACAUCACGACAACUGCGCGCGAGGGCGACGCCUGCAACUUUGAAAACCUGCCGAUCCUGAUCAUCCUCGCGCACUGCCUCCUUCCCAUGCUCUCCGUCCCCCUCGCCCUUUUCCUCCUGCCAGGGACGCCCAUGGACGAGCCGCUCGACGACUGCGACGCCGGCGGCUUCUGCGGGCGCCGCGCCGACCGCGACCCCAACAAGCGGGGCGCCGCGCCCGAGGAGGCCGCGGGCCUCCCAGGCAGCGACGAGCGGCCAGAAACUCGCAGAAGAAAGAAAGGACGCGCCGAGAGUCAUCCGACGCCCUGCAGCGAGACCGAGCUCAUCGCGGUGCCGGCGGGACGCGGCAACCGCGCCAAGGGCGCGCGCAGCCAACAUCGCCUGGGACACUACGCGAUCCCGACAGAAGACUACGCCGACGAGGACGAAGAGGAGGUCGCGGGGCAGCCCGCGGCUUUCUUCGCCACUGAGGGGCGUCUGCCGGAGGCGAGCGCAGGGGCCGGUGGGCGCGGGCGAGAAGCAGAGCGCCAGCGGGGCGCGGCCGCUGGAGUGCCCUUCGCGACGCUCCCUGCGCUGGGGCCUGACCGGGAAGACCGCAGCAUGCCAGACGCCAUCGGCGUGAGCGCCUUCUUGCCUCUGCCGCGGCGAGACAGCGACUGGAGCGCGGAGGCGCCAGAAGAGCAGCGCGUGGACAUCGCUCCCCCCGGCCGCCGCCGCAGCAGAGGCGCGCGAGGCUGCCAAGGCGGCGGCGACUCUGCCUGCUCGUCUGAGGAGGCGAGUGACUCUGUGCACACGUCGGCGUCCUCCUUUCUGGCGGCCUCCUCUGAGGCCGAAAAGGACGCCGAGCGGGGAGGCAGACGGGGUGGCGCGGCCGCGUCGCGUGACGCGGCAGGGCGUGGCACAUCUCUCUGCCACGCCGCCGCCGUGGAGCACAGCUGCGCGCCGCCUCGCGGAGAGUCGCCUGUGCCGCGCGAGUCGUCGCCCUUCUCGACGCGGUCGACCGGCGCGGAAGGGGCUUCGCAGGUGCUCGUCUUGGGCGACGACGUCUCGGUGCUCGAUUUACUGUCUGCAGCAGAUGAGGAGGUCGGUCGCGUGUGCGUGGGACCUGACGCGACGACGGCCGCGAGCCUCGCCGUGGCGGAGGCCACCGACAUCAUGUACAAACUCACGGCGGGGCUGCCGGCGCCCUCGCACGCGACACCGGACUCGAGGUCGACAGACACGCCGCCCACGCGAGCCUCGUUCGCUGCGUCGUCUGCGACCAAUAGUGACAUAGAUCUCUACUCGCCCGCGACCCUCGUCACGCCCGGCCGGUCGACGCCCAGCCCGUCGUCGGGCUCCUUGUCCCUUCUUUCCGCGCACGUGUUGCUCCCCGCGGAGUCUUCGGCGGCGACGUCGGCGGUGGCGGCGUCAUCGGCGUCGCCUGCUUCUUCUUCUUUCCCGUCGUCGUUCCACUCCGCGUCCUCCUCAUCGGCCGGUGGGACCACGUCGGCGUGCGGGUCAGCCCGCGGGCGCUCUGUGCGGGCGCCCAGCGACGAGCGAGAACUGGAGAUUCCUUUGGCGGCAGGGAGUGAAUGCGGCAACGGGUCUGGGUCUGGGGCUGCGCGCGAGCGCGGGGCAUCCGCGUCCCUUCCGUGCGCUGCCACGCGAGGCGGGCAAAGUCCCUCCGAGGGCGGCGGCGCGCCGGCCGUUGUGCACUCUGCAUUUGGCGCCGGGCGCGCCCCGGUGACGCUCGCCGGUUUCCCGCAGUGGACGAGCCGCGGCGGCCCCGCUGUGGAGGAGACUCGGCCGCAGAUCGUCGGCUGCUCUGUCGAGCAGAGAGAGGAGAGCCUCGAGUCUGCGCAGUGGAGGCGCAGUCCGCGCCGCAAGUAG